This is a messenger RNA of Oryza sativa Japonica Group (Japanese rice), 953 nucleotides long. RefSeq lists its product as uncharacterized. The record is from RefSeq and is a predicted model, not a curated record. NCBI's taxonomy places the organism in Eukaryota, Viridiplantae, Streptophyta, Magnoliopsida, Poales, Poaceae.
CCCUUACAUGUCACACACUCCAGGUCCAGGUAGCUAGCCCUGGCCACCCGGGCAUCCCUGUAAAUAGGAGCAUACAUCUCUCUCUCUUCCUAGAGAGAGAAAGCCAUAGCUAGCUAGAGAGAGAAAGCUUAAGAGAGUAGAGAGCUUCUAGAGAGAGUGAGAGGGAGGGCAAGAUAGAGGGGAGGGUGCGCAGGAAGCUGAUGAGGCUCCUGUCGUUCGUGCCCUGCGGCUGCCGUGCUGGACCAAUCGACGACGCGCCGCCCGCCGCGCUGCCGGCGGCGACCGCCGGCGACGGAGGCGCCGCCGCCAGGAGGCGGCGGAGGAGGGCCAGGUCCCUCGGCGGCUCGCCGCAGUGGCGCCCCUCGCUCGGUGACAUCUACGAGGAGUACAGCGCCGCCGGCGCCGCCGACGCCGCAGCAGCCAAGCUCCGCCGCCCCGCCGCCGCCAGAGCCGGCCGGUCCGCCGCCCGCGACGCCGCCAGGGUUCUCCCCCGCGCACACAGCGAUGAAUACAGGCACAUCGAGACGGCGGUGUCCAUGCCGGCGUUUGCGCCGGCGGCGUUCCUCUUCUGAACGCGGCGGCGUCGGGUGGCCGGCGAUGAUGACGAAAAGUAGAGCGACGGCGAACUGUAUCAAACAUAUAUAUAGACUAUUAUUUUCUACUUACUGCAGGACUAAGGAUUUAUAUAUAUGAAUCCAGGAAAUAAUGGUGAUCGAUCUCUAGCUACUUGUAUGUAAUUAAUAUACUUGUGUGUGUUGAAAGAUACAAUAUGGAAUUGCAUCUGUUGUAUAUAGUGUAUAUACGUCAUAAUUAACAUCACAAUUGAUGCAUGAACAUGUCUUGUAAUCGAAUAUCUUGAUAUAAAUGGACAUAUGGUGUGUAAAAAUGUCAUGUACAAAAUGAUUGUCAAUGUAUAUAUAUGUAUAUAUAGUGGUGAUAAUUAAAUUAUAAUA